AUGGGAAUUAAGCUGAACGCCCUCGUUGCUCUAGCGGCCGUGGUUGGAUUUUCAACCGCCGACGCAGUGGGUUAUUUUGAUGAUUCCUCCGUUUGCGCAGACCCAGACGGGCUUGCAACUUGCUAUGAGAAGGCGGAUAACAGUUACACAAGUUGCAUCACUAACAACUGUGCCGGAGGUAGCAGUUCCCGCGUCUACUCCUGCGAAUACCAAUCGACUGUCCAAGACCUCCUCAACCUAUGCGUGAAGCAACAUCUGGACGACAUUCCUUUUUGGCCUCCUCCAGCCAAAGCACCCGGCGGAUGCUCUUGCAACAUUGGAAAGGCCGACAAGAAGGAAUUGCAGAUAUCUUCGUAUCUCGAUAUCUGUGCAAACAACAUGACCAACCUGAAUCAAAUGUCGGAAGUGGAUGAUAUGACGGAUUAUGCGCAGGCCUGUAUCUGCUGUACACAGAGUGCCAUAAUGUCAACGAUCUAUGAUACGUGUCCGAAUACCGAGCCCUCCGCCAUGGGAGCCGACGAUUGGUACGCCGGCCUCCUUGCGCAUAGUAAAUGGGAAGGUUGCGGGAAAUACCUGGAGGCAUAUGAUUGCGCUGGAGAUUUAGGGUUCGGUGCUGAAGAUCCCGGCGACACUCACACCUUCUAUAAGCCUGGAGACUUCCCAAAGAAUGGUUCCGAAUCACUGUACAAUACGGGCGGUGUUAUUUCGACACCCGUGAGUGAUGCAACCUUCACAUGGGCCUAUGGCACCAUAGAACACCCGGCCACGGUUAAAUCGACUGAUAACGUCGUGACUACGACUGCGACCACGACCGCGACAGGCACAUCGGGCGACUCAAGCACCACAGCUUCCGAGACAGGCGCAAGCAGCACAAAGACACGAAUGGCUGUUUCUGUUAAUAUGCCGCAUUGGGAACCUGUUAUUCUGUCUGGUGCUCUUGCCCUGGCAUUAUUUUGA
This is a messenger RNA of Penicillium cosmopolitanum, 957 nucleotides long. RefSeq lists its product as uncharacterized. NCBI's taxonomy places the organism in Eukaryota, Fungi, Ascomycota, Eurotiomycetes, Eurotiales, Aspergillaceae. The transcript has 3 exons. Bases 1 to 957 code for a protein of 318 amino acids. The record is from RefSeq and is a predicted model, not a curated record.